UAGAUCGAUAAACGAAAACAAUGGAUGACGCAGUGAAAAAGAAAGCGAGAAAGACUCGAAAAUAUUGUUGUAUUUGUAAAGGAAUUUAUAGAGGCAUGAUAAUUGAUAACAGAAAAGUGUCUAUGCAUCGAUUUCCACAGGAUAAAUGUUUAAAACGAGUGUGGAUUCAGCGAUGUAAGACCGUGAUGAGAACAUUUAAGUGGAAUGCCAACAAGUUUCUGUGCAGCGAGCACUUUGUUGGAUUAAGAGGGCCAACUGAAAAUAAUCCGUUGCCAUCGAUGUUUCCAACAGAAAGCGGAGACACAAAGACAUUCCCAACAACAUCUCUUGAGAGCACUGACUGUAACAACAACAGUGAUGUCAGUGAUGAUAUUAGCCUCAACGAUGCUUUCCUCACAAUUGAGUCUGACGAUGAUGAGAACUACCAACCCGGACCGCAUUUCAACGUACCAGAUAUAGAGACCAUCAUGGAGGUUUCAGCCUACCUACACGAUUACUGUGCAUUACCUGUAUUGGUGCCUAAAAAAACUGGAACAAGGGCUACGUAUGUUCAGGCAGAACCAGAUAUGAGGUACGGAAGUACACAAACAGAGACUGAUCCUAUAAAAAAAUACACAACCAGUUCAACACAGACAAAAACACACACAUGUGAAGUUGGCAUUCAGUGUUCCUUGCCGUUGCUAACGUACUAUGAUGUUAAAGACAAAGAUGAACAGUUGUGCUUCUAUACAGGUAUACCCAGUAAUGAACAUUUUCAAGCUGUCUUUGACGAAAUAAAGGACAACGCAGAAGAACAGACCUCACGAAGGAAAGUAAGCUACACUACGAAUCAAGGAGGUCGACCGCGCAGCUUGUCAGUGAUAAACGAGUUCUUCAUGGUAUUGAUGAGACUGCGCUUAGGACUUCUGAUUGAAGAUUUAGCCUUUCGAUUCUGUUUGUCAAAAUCACAGUGUAGUGACAUUGUUAACCGGUGGAUUGACUAUUUAAGCGUGCAACUUGCUGUCCUAGUGCAAUGGCCAAGUAUAGAAGUCAUAAAGUCCAACAUGCCAAAAUUGUUCAAAGACAAAUUUCCAGAUACCCGUAUCAUUGUUGACUGUACUGAGAUUUACACUGAAGUCCCUAGCUCUUUGCAACUUAAGUCCCUAAUGUACAGUGACUAUAAAUCACACAUGACUUACAAGGCGCUAGUAGGCAUUAGCCUGAAUGGUGUUGUGACUUUUGUAUCUGAUUUAUGGUGUGGAAGCAUAAGUGAUAAGCAAAUUACAAAGGAAUGUGGCUUACUAGACCUGUUAACCGCAGGUGAUGCUAUUAUGGUGGAUAAAGGUUUUACAAUAAGUGACUUGACAACACCAAAAGCAGUCAAACUAAUAAUACCACCGUUCAAAAGAGCCAAUAAGCAAUUCUCCAAGAAAGACGUGCUUCUCACUAAAGACAUUGCCAUGUGCAGGAUACACGUUGAGCGACAAAUGGAAAGGAUUAAGAAUUUCCGGAUACUUCAAGGAAACAUUCCUAUCUCAAUGGCCCCUCGUGUCUCUAAACUGUUCAAGAUAUGCACAUACUUGACCAAUCUACAACCUCCACUUGUGCAGGAUUAAUAAACAAACAAUAAAUGAAAUUGUAAUGUGAAAUGUGCUCACACAAUGACUGGCUAACAAACACUGUUUAAUCUCAUGUUAACAGGAAUGACCUUGAUAUAGAGUUACUUGAAAAACUGUUAACAUAUAUGUACAUAUGUUUUGCUUGAAAUGCCUGUUUGCAUAAUUUGUUUAUCACUGACUAACACGUACUUGAUUUAUUACAGUAAAAUAAAAUAGUAUGUUGCCUCAAA
Messenger RNA from Dreissena polymorpha, 1828 nucleotides. RefSeq lists its product as uncharacterized. The record is from RefSeq and is a predicted model, not a curated record. Lineage: Eukaryota; Metazoa; Mollusca; Bivalvia; Myida; Dreissenidae. The coding region runs from base 21 to 1595 and encodes 524 amino acids. The transcript is spliced from 3 exons.